This is a messenger RNA of Hypanus sabinus (Atlantic stingray), 1094 nucleotides long. RefSeq names its product survival of motor neuron 1, telomeric (gene smn1). NCBI's taxonomy places the organism in Eukaryota, Metazoa, Chordata, Chondrichthyes, Myliobatiformes, Dasyatidae. Gene Ontology annotation, biological process: mRNA processing. Gene Ontology annotation, molecular function: RNA binding. Gene Ontology annotation, cellular component: cytoplasm; nucleus. The record is from RefSeq and is a predicted model, not a curated record. The transcript is spliced from 9 exons. Bases 83 to 928 code for a protein of 281 amino acids.
CAGUUUGCACACUGAUGACGCGAGGGACGGAGCGCGGUCCAGGUGUGAUGACGUAAGCUUGGGGCGAACUGACGGCGCUACGAUGGGUGAAGAAAGUUCAGUUGGGGAGACGGUUUUCCGACGGGGCUGCGGCCAGAGUGAUGACUCAGACAUCUGGGAUGACACGGCGCUGAUCAAAGCCUAUGACAAGGCGGUGAGCUCAUUCAAAAAUGCGCUGAAGAACGGUGAAUGUGUUCAGCCUUUGUCCAAGGAGCACAGUGGAAGUAGAACUAAGCGAAAAAAUAAGACGCACAGAAACAGGAAGAAGAAUAAUGUCCAUCCAACUAGGAAAUGGCGAGUUGGUGAUACAUGUAAUGCAGUAUGGUCGGAAGAUGGCAACGUGUACUUGGCUACUGUUCAGUCUAUUUGUGAGCAGGAGGGAACGUGUGUUGUAAUGUACACUGGUUAUGGCAACGAGGAGGAGCAGAGUUUAUCAGACUUGCUUCCAGCGGAUGUAUCCGAAGCAGAGAAUGAGGCUGUUGAACAGAAAAAUGGGACAGGCCAACAAUCAACAGAUGAGAGUGAAGCUAUUUCACCAGUAAUUAAACCUCGGCAAUCCAAUGAAGCCAAGCCAAAAUCUCCAAUGGAUCAGUCUGCCUGGAACCAUCGUUAUCCUCCUCGACCACCACCAACAUCAGGAUUUAGCUUUCCUGAUGAGAAGUUUCGUGGUCCACCACCUUUUCUACCUGGGUGGUUGCCCAUGGGUCUCACAGGGCCACCGUUAAUUCCUCCUCCUCCACCGAUGAGUCCAGAUACUACGGAUGAGGAUGCUGAAGCUUUAGGAAGUAUGUUAAUCGCCUGGUACAUGAGCGGCUACCAUACUGGUUAUUAUCUGGGCCUCAAGCAAGGGCGAAUGGAAGCAUGCAUGGGGAAGAGUCCUCGGUCUUAGGUUAUUAAAAUGUGAAUGUUUCUUUCCUAGGGAGAGGAGUGCAACAGUUCUGCUGAGGAUUGUGUCUAAAUGAAGCCGUUAUACACAAAUGUGAAUCCCUUGAAUUUUGCCAUUUUUUUGUAUUGAAUAGUAAAUAAAAACUAUUACUUCAUUUGCGUGUUACAAA